AUGGAAUUUGACCAAUUUUCUUCCCCAGCUUUGAACUUCAAAGGAAUCCAGGUGGGUUACGAGUCUAUACAAGAGGAUGCGUUCCAAGGGAACGAGAGCUUCUCUGGAAUGGAAUUGCUGGGAGAGAUUGAGUCUCUCCCUCAUGAGAAUGGAAAAGGAGACAAAUUAUUCAAAGAUCAAAAUCUUAAACAGAUACAAGAAUCCCAAGUUGAUAACUCGGUGUUAGAAGAGAUCAACUUUGACUCUGGUAUGAAAAUGCAAGAAACACAACUAUUUCAUGAAAUUACAGGGAUAAAAAAACACGGUGUGGCAAUAUCAGAAUCAGUUGAAUACAAUAAGCAGCUGCCACCAACAUUGGCAUCCCUAGAGCUUCUGAGAAAUUACGGAAGCAGGUUCAAGGGGCUAGGCGAGCAAAAUACAAGCACCUUAAGCAAUAUUGAAACUUCUUUGGAUCAUCAGAUGAUGUCAACUGAAGAAAUAAUAAGAGUGGCUGGAGCAAGGUAUGUCCAAUAUUCUGCACAUUGGAAUGAUAGUUUUUGCAUCCCUAUGCACCCAUACGGAUUGGACCUUGGUGGUUUGUCCGAGGAAGAAAAUAGAGAUGUAGAACUUGCUCAGUUUCUCCUUGGUGCAGCUGAGAGGGUAGGUUGCCAACAAUUUGAACGUGCAAACAGGUUACUUCUCCAUUGCCAAUGGAAUGCAUCUGCCAGUGCAACCCCUGUUCAAAGAGUUAUCUUUCAUUUCGCUCGAGCACUUCGAGAGAGAAUUGACAAAGAAAUAGGAAGGAUCACGGUAAAUGGAUCAGAGAAAAAUGAAGAAAGGGAGUUACUUCAGAAGAUGGACACCAAUGUUGCCCUCACAUGCCAUCAAAAAAUUCCUUUCAAUCAAGUAAUGCAACUUACCGGGAUACAAGCUAUAGUGGAACAUGUUGCACGUGAGACCAAAAUCCAUCUUUUAGACCUUGAAAUAAAACGUGGGGUGCAUUGCAUAGCUUUGAUGCAAGCGCUGACGGAGCGCCAGGAUUGCACAGUGAAACUUUUGAAGAUAACUGCCAUUGGACUUAAUGAAUGCAAAACCAAGAUAGAAGAGACUUGCAAAAGAUUAGCUAGUUUUGCUGAAUCCUUGAACUUACCCUUUUCAUAUAAGACAGUUUUUGUGAAUGACAUGGAAGAAAUAAGGGACGAUCAUUUUGAAAUUGAAGAGGAUGAAGCUGUGGCUGUGUACUCUCCAUAUUUUCUAAGGUGCAUGGUAGCAAGGCCAUAUUGCAUGGAAAACCUGAUGAGGGUUAUAAGAAAUAUCAAACCAGUUAUAAUGAUAGUCCUUGAAGUAGAAGCAAACCAUAAUUCACCCUCCUUUGUGACUCGCUUCAUUGAGGCAUUGUUCUUCUACUCAGCUUUUUUUGAUUGCCUUGAAACCUGCAUAAAACAUGAGAUUGAGAGCAGAAUGACAAUCGAAGAAGUGUUAUCUGAAGGGAUACGAAACAUUGUUGCAAUGGAAGGAAGGGAAAGGACAGUGAGAAAUGUGAAGAUAAAUGUUUGGAGAAGGUUCUUUGCAAGGUACCGAAUGGUGGAAACCGGGUUUAGUGAGUCAUCUAUGUACCAAGCUGAAUUGGUGGCCAAAGAGUUUGCUUUUGGGAAAUUCUGCACUAUAGACAAGAAUGGUAAGUGUCUUAUAGUUGGAUGGAAGGGGACCCCAAUGCAUUCAAUCUCAGCUUGGAGGUUUCUUUGACAAAGUUAUUAGAGAUAGUUACUGAAUAGAGACAUAUUUGAAUCAUUUGUAAAGUAGAAUGCUAAUUUGUAGUUGUUUACUGU
This is a messenger RNA of Cajanus cajan (pigeon pea), 1808 nucleotides long. RefSeq names its product DELLA protein RGL1. Lineage: Eukaryota; Viridiplantae; Streptophyta; Magnoliopsida; Fabales; Fabaceae. The record is from RefSeq and is a predicted model, not a curated record.